Messenger RNA from Erinaceus europaeus (western European hedgehog), 4869 nucleotides. RefSeq names its product microtubule associated serine/threonine kinase 1 (gene MAST1). Bases 70 to 4788 code for a protein of 1572 amino acids. The transcript is spliced from 26 exons. Gene Ontology annotation, biological process: peptidyl-serine phosphorylation; intracellular signal transduction. The record is from RefSeq and is a predicted model, not a curated record. Lineage: Eukaryota; Metazoa; Chordata; Mammalia; Eulipotyphla; Erinaceidae. Gene Ontology annotation, molecular function: ATP binding; protein serine/threonine kinase activity; magnesium ion binding.
GCCUCCGCCCCGCACCCGCCGCUGCCGCCGCCGCCGCUGCACCUGCCACCAUGUCGCCGCGGCCGGGGCAUGUCUGAGUCGCUCUGGACCGCGCUCUCUAAUUUCUCCAUGCCCUCCUUCCCUGGCGGCAGCAUGUUCCGCCGCACCAAGAGUUGCCGCACCAGUAACCGGAAAAGCCUCAUCCUGACCAGCACCUCGCCCACCCUGCCGCGACCCCACUCUCCGCUGCCCGGCCACCUGGGUAGCAGCCCCCUGGACAGCCCCCGCAAUUUCUCUCCCAACACCCCUGCCCACUUCUCAUUCGCCUCCUCCCGCAGGGCGGAUGGACGCCGCUGGUCCCUGGCUUCCCUUCCCUCAUCUGGCUAUGGUACCAACACGCCCAGCUCCACGGUCUCGUCCUCCUGCUCCUCCCAGGAGCGCCUGCACCAGCUGCCUUACCAGCCCACGGUGGACGAGCUGCACUUCCUGUCCAAGCACUUCGGCAGCACGGAGAGCAUCACCGACGAGGAUGGGGGGCGCCGCUCCCCGGCCGUGCGCCCCCGCUCCCGGAGCCUCAGCCCGGGGCGCUCCCCCUCCUCCUACGACAACGAGAUCGUGAUGAUGAACCAUGUGUACAAGGAGCGUUUCCCCAAGGCCACGGCGCAGAUGGAGGAGAAGCUGCGCGACUUUGCCCGAGCCUACGAGCCCGACAACGUGCUGCCCCUGGCGGACGGCGCCCUCAGCUUCAUCCACCACCAGAUCAUCGAGCUGGCCCGCGACUGCCUGGCCAAGUCCCGAGACGGCCUCAUCACCACCGUGUACUUCUACGAGCUGCAGGAGAACCUGGAGAAGCUGCUGCAGGAUGCCUACGAGCGCUCGGAGAGUCUGGAGGUGACCUUUGUCACCCAACUCGUGAAGAAGCUCCUUAUCAUCAUCUCCCGACCUGCCCGGCUGCUGGAGUGUCUGGAAUUCAACCCCGAGGAGUUCUACCACCUGCUGGAGGCGGCCGAGGGCCAUGCCAAGGAGGGUCACCUGGUGAAGACAGACAUCCCCCGAUACAUCAUCCACCAGCUGGGCCUCACCCGAGACCCCUUCCCAGAUGUGACGCACUUGGAGGAACAGGACAGUGGGGGUUCCAACACCCCCGAGCAGGACGACCACUCUGAGGGCCGUGGGACAGCCACCAAGGCCAAGAAGCCCCCAGGCGAGAACGACUUUGACACCAUCAAACUCAUCAGCAAUGGCGCCUAUGGGGCUGUCUACCUGGUGCGCCACCGGGACACGCGACAGCGCUUCGCCAUGAAAAAGAUCAACAAGCAGAACCUGAUCCUGCGGAACCAGAUCCAGCAGGCCUUCGUGGAGCGUGACAUCCUCACCUUCGCCGAGAACCCCUUCGUGGUGGGCAUGUUCUGCUCCUUCGAGACGCGCCGCCACCUCUGCAUGGUCAUGGAGUAUGUGGAAGGGGGGGACUGUGCCACGCUGCUGAAGAACAUUGGGGCACUGCCCGUGGAGAUGGCUCGCAUGUACUUUGCAGAGACUGUGCUGGCCCUGGAGUAUUUGCACAACUACGGCAUCGUGCACCGGGAUCUCAAGCCAGACAACCUCCUCAUCACCUCCAUGGGCCACAUCAAGCUGACUGACUUUGGCCUGUCCAAGAUGGGGCUCAUGAGCUUGACCACCAACCUUUAUGAGGGCCACAUUGAGAAGGAUGCACGGGAGUUCCUGGAUAAGCAGGUGUGCGGAACCCCAGAGUACAUCGCCCCCGAGGUCAUCCUGCGCCAGGGUUACGGCAAGCCGGUGGACUGGUGGGCCAUGGGCAUCAUCCUCUAUGAGUUCCUGGUGGGCUGCGUGCCUUUUUUCGGCGACACCCCAGAAGAGCUGUUUGGGCAGGUCAUCAGCGAUGACAUUCUGUGGCCAGAGGGGGAGGAGGCCCUGCCCCCGGACGCCCAGCUUCUGAUCUCCAACCUUCUGCAGACCAAUCCCUUGGUCCGCCUGGGGGCAGGUGGCGCCUUCGAGGUCAAACAGCACAGCUUCUUCCGGGACCUGGAUUGGACGGGCCUCCUGCGACAGAAAGCCGAGUUUAUCCCCCACCUGGAAUCUGAGGAUGACACCAGCUAUUUCGACACCCGCUCGGACAGGUACCACCAUGUCAACUCCUACGAUGAGGACGACACGACGGAGGAGGAGCCCGUGGAGAUCCGCCAGUUCUCCUCCUGCUCGCCCCGCUUCAGCAAGGUAUAUAGCAGCAUGGAGCAGCUGUCCCAGCAGGAGCCCAAGACCCCCGUGGCGGCGACGGGGCCUAACAAGCGGGAUCCAGGCGCCAAGGGCACUGAGGAGAAGGUGGCCGGCAAGCGGGAGGGCCUGGGUGGCCUGACCCUGCGCGAGAAGACCUGGCGAGGGGGCUCGCCCGAGAUCAAGCGCUUCUCGGCAUCCGAGGCCAGCUUCCUGGAGGGGGAGGCCAGCCCCCCGCUGGGGGCCCGCCGCAGGUUCUCAGCGCUGCUGGAGCCCAGCCGCUUCAGCGCCCCCCAGGAGGACGAGGACGACGCGCGGCUGCGCAGGCCUCCCCGGCCCAGCUCCGACCCCCCAGGAUCCCUGGAGGUGCGGACCCCCAAGGAGGGAGCUCCAGGCGAUGCCACUCCCAGCUCCUGCGACCCGGAAGCCACUGACCGCCCCCGCCCAGGCGACCUCUGCGCCCCCUCGAAGGACGCAGACCCAGCGGGUCCCCGGGCCACCAACGACCUCGUUCUGCGCCGUGCGCGGCACCAGCAGCUCUCCGGGGACCCCGCGGUGGAGAAACGACCCUCCCGGACCGGCGGCAAAGUCAUCAAAUCCGCCUCCGCCACGGCCCUGUCGGUCAUGAUUCCUGCAGUGGACCCCCACGGCAGCUCGCCGCUGGCCAGCCCCAUGUCCCCCCGCUCCCUGUCCUCCAACCCGUCUUCGCGAGACUCGUCCCCCAGCCGCGACUACUCCCCGGCCGUCAGCGGGCUCCGUUCCCCCAUCACCAUCCAGCGCUCGGGCAAGAAGUACGGCUUCACCCUGCGCGCCAUCCGCGUCUACAUGGGCGACUCGGACGUCUACAGCGUGCACCACAUCGUCUGGCACGUGGAGGAGGGGGGUCCUGCCCAGGAGGCGGGGCUCUGUGCGGGGGACCUGAUCACUCACGUGAACGGAGAGCCGGUGCACGGCAUGGUGCAUCCCGAGGUGGUGGAGCUGAUCCUUAAGAGCGGCAACAAAGUGGCGGUGACCACGACGCCCUUUGAAAAUACCUCCAUCCGCAUUGGCCCGGCGCGGAGAAGCAGCUACAAAGCCAAGAUGGCCCGGAGGAACAAGCGGCCUUCGGCCAAGGAGGGCCAGGAGAGUAAGAAGCGCAGCUCCCUCUUCCGGAAGAUCACGAAGCAGUCCAAUCUGCUGCACACCAGCCGCUCGCUGUCCUCCCUGAACCGCUCGCUGUCGUCCAGCGACAGCCUCCCGGGCUCGCCCACCCACGGGCUGCCCGCUCGCUCACCCACCCACAGCUACCGCUCCACGCCCGACUCCGCUUACCUGGGCGCCUCCUCCCAGAGCAGCUCCCCGGCCUCCAGCACCCCCAACUCGCCGGCGUCGUCGGCCUCUCACCACAUGCGGCCCAGCACCCUGCACGGCCUGUCCCCCAAGCUGCACCGCCAGUACCGCUCGGCGCGCUGCAAGUCUGCGGGCAACAUCCCGCUGUCGCCGCUGGCGCACACGCCGUCCCCGACACAGGCCUCGCCGCCGCCGCUGCCGGGCCACACGGUGGGCAGCUCGCACACCACGCAGAGCUUCCCGGCCAAGCUGCACUCGUCCCCGCCCGUGGUGCGGCCGCGCCCCAAGAGCGCCGAGCCCCCCCGCUCCCCGCUGCUCAAGCGCGUGCAGUCGGCCGAGAAGCUGGGCGCCUCCCUGGCCGCCGACAAGAAGGGGGCGCUGCGCAAACACAGCCUCGAGGUGGGCCACCCGGAUUUCCGCAAGGAUUUCCACGGCGAGCUGGCCCUGCACAGCCUGGCCGAGUCCGACGGCGAGACGCCCCCCGUCGAGGCCCCGGGGGCCACCCGCCAGGUCGCCGUGCGCCGCCUGGGCCGCCAGGAGUCGCCCCUGAGCCUGGGCGCCGACGCUCCGCCGCUGCCCGACGGCGCGUCCCGGCCCCCCAAGGACAAGGAGUCCCCCGGCGGCGGCGGCGGCGGCGGGGAGGCGGGCACCCCGCCCCGGGCCACCACCCCCGGGGGCCGGACCCUGGAGCGGGACCCCGGCGGCCCGCGGCACCAGGGCGCGCAGACCGACGACGGAGCCCUCGGGGCGGCCCGGGCGGUGGCCAAGGCGGCGCUGAGCCCCGUGCAGGAACACGAGACGGGCCGGCGCUGCAGCUCCGGGGAGGCGGGCGCGCCCCCGGUGCCCAUCGUGGUGGAGCCCGCCAGGCCCGGGCCCAAGGCCAAGGCGCCCCAGCCUCCCAGCGCCCUUCCCGGAGGCGGCGGCCCUGCAGACUCCAAGCCGGUGCCGGAGUCGGCCGUACCCCGGGAGCGCUGGGUGCUGGAGGUGGUGGAGGAGCGGACCACGCUGAGCGGGCCUCGCCCCAAGCCCGCCUCCCCCAAGCUGUCCCCGGAGCCCCCCGCGCCCUCCCCGCCCGCCCCCACGAAACCCGUGCCGAGCAGCGCAGGCCCCCCCGCCCCAGCGGCCUCCCUCCCCAGCGCGCCCCACAAGCCCGAGGGGGGGCUGUCUUCCAGGUGCCCCGCAGAAGCUGUGCCCCCAGCGGGUCUGAGCAAAAAAGGGGUGCCCUGCCCCACGCCACCGGGCCCCUAGCCCAGAGGGCGCCCGGCUUCGUGCUGUACAGCGUCUCUAUACAUAUGUACACAUAUAAAUAAAGCAUAGCGUGUUCCCCGA